UGGCAACAUGAUUCUUUGCAGGCCAGCGUUACGAUCUAUAAAGCUAUCCGUGUUUUCUCAGUUGCAUUGCAUCAAGGCGACAUCAAAUAAACUACUUUCGACGAUGUCUUCUACCAAUAUCAACAAGAUUCGAACUCUAAAGCCUUUUCCCUCCCAAGCUUCGCCUGUCGACCGCGGCAGAUACACUGUUGCCACUGAGCGCCGACUAGACCUGAGUCCACCAGAUGAGCAUACCUACACCAAUGUGUGGUUUCAAACACCCGCUCUCACUAUCGACACCAUCAAACACAUUGACUCAAUUCAACUCUUCGCCGAAUCGUAUGAUCAAGGUACUCUCAAAGCCCGUUAUGUAGGCAACUGGACGUGGUUCGAGCUUGCAAUUCUGCAAGACGACAAGUCCACCAAACCUAGGAUCAAGAACGGAAUAGAACUUGUCUGGAAGAGCCACCGCAAUCGGUUUCAGACGAGUGGCUUCGACUGGGAGGCCGGUCGGGCAUUCACCGAGCACGAGGACCUCGUUCACUUACUGGAGGACGGUAACGUUGUGGCUGUCCGUAUCUGCGCAAAAUUCGACUGGAGCAAGAUCGCAGUGCGGAGCGGGUAUCUUGUCGUCGAGAUUGGCGAUGCCGAAAAUGAGCAAAAGCCAGUCCAGUAUACGAAGCUCGUCUCUGAGAUUCAGGUAAUUCAAGAGGUUCUCCAUGAGACCAAUGUGCAGACGCGGGCAGCAUUCACACCACAGAUACCAAACAAAGCUAUCACUCAAGCCGAUGCGUUUGCGACCGCAGACAAGACGCCCCUUCGUGUACUCUCUUUGGACGGAGGUGGUGUGCGUGGCAUGGCUUCUCUGCGCAUGCUAAAAGCCGUUAUGGCCAAGGUUCAUCCUGAUAAGCACCCUUAUGAGGUCUUUGAUAUGAUCGGUGGUACGAGUACCGGCGGCUUGAUCGCGAUUAUGCUGGGGCGCCUCCGCAUGAGUAUCGAUGAUUGCAUACAAAGCUACGGAGACUUCAUGGACAAGAUAUUCAGAAACGAGCAUGGUAAACUUGGAGAAGUGGCGGCAGCGGUCUUUCAAGGAUCAAAAUACGGCUCUCGUGACCUUGAAGAUGUAGUCAAGCAAAUUGUUCGCCAAAAGUUGGGAGAUGAAAAUGCAAUAUUGCUGGACGAACAGCAAGAGAAGAAAGGUGGAAAGGCCUGCAAGGUGUUCGUCAUGGCAGUCAACAGCGACGCAGCCAACAACCGUGGGCCAGUGUUCUUGCGCUCGUACAUCAAUUCACAGAACCCUUCCGAAGUUCCUGGCAUCAAGGUGUGGGAAGCUGCGCGGGCCACAUCCGCGGCGCCAACCUACUUCCCACCCAUGAAAGUGGGCCAGUACACAUUUGUUGACGGGGGACUUCAGGCGAACAACCCUCUAGGAUGGCUCUGGACCGAAGUGCUCUCGGUCUUUGGUCCUGCGCGUGCCACCGAUUGUUUCCUCAGCAUCGGUACCGGCAUACCUGCCAACCAGCCUCUCAACCAGAAGUCGAACGGUCUGAAUUACCUCGCCGUGGCUGCUAAUGUGCCCUCAAUCGCCACUAACACUCAAGUCAUGCACAUCUUAUUUCGUUGUCUGAUCAACGCCUUUGCACCAAAACCUCAAGGCAAGAAGUACUGGAGACUCAAUAUUAGUGAGGAGAUACCCGAGUGGAAGGAGAAGACACACCCAUUGUGCGAUGUCUUUGGUAUCUUCGAGAAAGAGGUUCUUCACAUGCAAGACUACAGAAAACUCGGAGAUCUUGAUGACGUCGGCUCGCUCCCAGAGCUUCUCAAGAUGACAGACAAUCACAUCAUGGCCCAGAGCAAAGAUAUCGCCGAUUGCGCAGCAGCCUUGAUGGGGACUCUGGAGAGCAAACUUUAGAGACCGUUGUGACGCCCGAGUAUGAGCCUGUAGUUUUUCGUACCUUCUGUAAUCAGUACUUGAUGACCAAGGGUCCAUUUUUCAAGACGUGGAGCAUACAUAUAAAGUUUAUCACAACUACAGUUUACGCGACUACUUUACGUGCGGGCAUCCACCUUGUUUGACCCAUAGAUAUGGUGCCAUGACACGUCAUCGUAUAGUGUUCUGUAUGUAAAAGCAAUGUUGUCAGCAGCGCCGCGGCAACGUCUACCCUUCCGCAGGG
Molecule: messenger RNA, 2153 nt
Organism: Boeremia exigua
Lineage: Eukaryota; Fungi; Ascomycota; Dothideomycetes; Pleosporales; Didymellaceae
Product: acyl transferase/acyl hydrolase/lysophospholipase
Exons: 9
Coding region: 8-1891 (627 amino acids)
Biological process (GO): arachidonate metabolic process
Cellular component (GO): membrane
Source: RefSeq, a predicted model, not a curated record